AGCCUUUUCCGCUGUCCCCGCUGUCCUAUGAAUCGUUGACCCGAGCAGCAUCCCCCGAUCUCCCGAAACAGUGAAGAUGGCGGCCCGGGUCGUAAUAUUUUUCAAGACUAUGCAAGCGGCGAGAUGCCCGACAGAUGAGCUGUCACUGACUAAUUGUGCCGUGGUGAGCGAGAAGGAUCUGCAGUCAGGACAAAAUGUGACUGUGAAGACCACACCCAACCACAAGUUCGUGUUUACAGUAAAGACCCACCACACUGUGGCACCUGGAAGCAUCGCCUUCAGCCUUCCGCAGAGGAAAUGGGCCGGCCUCUCCAUUGGCCAAGAGGUGGAAGUGGCCAACUACAACUUUGAUAAGUCCAAACAGUGCAUCGGCUCGAUGACAAUCGAAAUCGACUUCUUGCAAAAGAAGAGCACUGACACCUCCCCCUACGACUCCGACAAGAUGGCUGCUGAGUUUAUCCAACAGUUCAACAACCAGGCUUUCUCUGUUACCCAGCAGCUGGUGUUUAGCUUCUGUGACAAGUUGUUUGGCCUGAUGGUGAAGGAUAUCGAGGCCAUGGACGCCAGCAUCCUCAAAGGAGAACCAGCUUCUGGGAAGAAACAAAAGAUUGAUGUUGGGCUGAUGGUGGGAAACAGCCAGGUGGUUUUUGAGAAGGCUGAAAGUUCAUCCCUCACACUAGUCGGUAAGGCAAAAACUAAGGAGGCACGACAGACAAUCAUCAACCCAGACUGGAACUUUGAGAAGAUGGGAAUUGGAGGUCUGGACAAGGAGUUCUCCGACAUUUUCCGCAGAGCCUUUGCUUCCCGAGUGUUUCCCCCUGACAUUGUGGAGCAGAUGGGGUGUAAGCACGUGAAGGGUAUUUUGCUGUUUGGGCCGCCAGGCUGUGGUAAAACACUGAUGGCCAGGCAGAUCGGCAAGAUGCUGAAUGCCCGGGAGCCGAAGAUCGUCAACGGCCCUGAGAUCCUCAACAAGUAUGUAGGAGAGUCUGAGGCCAACAUCCGCAAACUGUUCGCUGACGCAGAGGACGAGCAGAAAAGGUUGGGAGCCAACAGCGGCCUUCAUAUCCUCAUCUUUGAUGAGCUGGAUGCCAUCUGCAAGCAGAGAGGAACAGGCGCCAGCAGCACUGGCGUGCAUGACACUGUGGUCAACCAGCUGCUGUCUAAGAUCGACGGCGUGGAGCAGCUCAACAACAUCCUGGUUAUCGGUAUGACAAACAGGCCUGACUUGAUAGACGACGCCCUGAUGAGGCCUGGCAGGUUUGAGGUCAAGAUGGAAAUUGGUCUGCCUGACGAGAAGGGCCGUGUGCAGAUCUUGAACAUUCACACCAACAAGAUGCGAAGCUUUGACCUGCUCGCUCAGGAUGUCGACAUAAAGGAGCUGGCUGCUGAGACCAAGAACUACAGCGGUGCUGAGCUGGAGGGGCUGGUCAGGGCUGCUCAGUCCACUGCUAUGAACCGACAUAUCAAGGCAACAUCUACAGUGGAAGUGGACAUGGAGAAGGCUGAGAAGCUGCGGGUUACCAGAAACGACUUCAUGGGAUCCCUGAACAAUGACAUCAAACCUGCAUUUGGUACAAAUGCAGAAGACUACUCCAGCUACAUCAUGAACGGUAUCAUCAAAUGGGGCGAUCCCGUCUCUCAUGUCCUGGAUGACGGAGAGCUGCUGGUGCAGCAGACCAAAAACAGUGAUCGCACACCACUGGUGGCGGUGUUAUUGGAAGGUCCACCCCACAGUGGGAAGACAGCCUUGGCAGCACAGAUUGCAGAGGACUCAGAGUUCCCAUUCAUUAAGAUCUGCUCUCCAGACAAGAUGAUUGGACACUCCGAGAUCUCCAAGUGCCAGGCAAUCAAAAAGGUCUUUGAUGAUGCGUACAAGUCCCAGCUCAGCUGUGUGGUGGUGGAUGACAUUGAGCGUCUGCUGGAUUAUGUCCCCAUCGGGCCUCGUUUCUCCAACCUGGUCCUCCAGGCCCUGCUGGUGCUGCUGAAAAAGGCUCCACCAAAGGGUCGCAAGCUGCUCAUUAUCGGCACCACCAGCAGGAAGGAUGUGCUACAGGAGAUGGAGAUGUUGGACGCCUUCAGCACCACCAUCCACGUUCCUAACAUCUCUACUGGGGAGCAGCUAGUCGACGCUUUAGAGCUACUGGGGAGCUUCUCAGACAAAGAGCGGGCUAGCAUCGCACAACAGCUCAAAGGGAAGAGAGUCUGGAUCGGCAUCAAGAAGCUCCUGGUGCUCAUCGAGAUGUCGCUACAGAUGGACGAGACCUACAGAGUGACCAAGUUCCUGUCUCUGCUCAGAGACGAGGGGGCAGAUCGUAAAUUCUAUGAGUAGAGGAAGGAAGCAAAUCAACAUGACGCCAAUGAAACAAAAUGAAGAGGAGGAGGGGGAGAAGAGCUCUUCCUCUUGUGUCUAUCCAACCACCGAUUCAUCCCUCCGUCUAUUAACCUGGUCAAAGACAAGACACACAAGUCCUCUUUUCCAAGCAUGCUUCCGUGGGCAAUAUCACUGUCUCACCUUACUCUUACUCAUCAUCAUCGUCAUCGUCGUCGUCGACUUCCCUUAUCGACAUGUCACACCAGUCGAACUGUUACAAACAUGUUAUCUGUAAAGAAAUUGCAAUAGAUGAUUGUAAAAAAAAAGUGCUGUUUUGUGCAUCGUGUGUAAAAAAAAAAAAAAAAAAAAGCCAUGUAUGUUUUCAGCUGUAGCUAUCGUUGUAUUUGUUGCAUAUCUCUUGUUAAAGUUAGUGCGAUAUGUAUCACAAACUCAAGCCGUAUAGACAGAAAAACCUCCAAAAAUGACACGAAACCCCUGAGCCCUUUGAGUAUUUAAGAUGUGAAUCCAGAGAGGCUUUUAGUGAAUGUGUUGUGGCUGUAAACAAAAAGAAGAAGCUGUUCUAUGUAUAAGUUAACCCUUUAAAUAUAAAGUAUGUAACUUGUUCAUGUAAAUAGUAUAUAUAGACGAAAUACAUGAUAUGAUGAUGACAAGAAAUGAUCAGUUUGAAAUCUAUUUCAUACUACAUCAGUAUGAUUCUUCUUCCCUAUUUCUCUGGAGAUGUUAAUAUUACUACGUUACUGUAAUGGUGAAAGUGUGGAUUGUUGGAUUGUCGGCUUGUCUGUCUGUGUUGCGUACAGUGCAGUUCAGUCGAGCUAGUGUCGCAGAGACAAACUCAGUGUUAACGAUUAAAAAAAUAUUCAGCACUUCUAACAUCCAAUCAAAAAGACCUUUAGUACUUAUAUCGGGGGUUCUUCAUUAGAACUUUGUGUCGGCAGGUGUGCAUGUGAGGAGAACUAACUGCUGUAUGUGUUCAGAGUGUGUGUGCUGGUACUUUUGAACGUUAGCAUGUGUCUGUAUGUGUGAGAUUCCAGGUUUAGACAGUCAGUGGUUAAUUUGUGGGGUUUUUUCUCAUGUCGUGUGUUCAGUGCUUAUCGUCCAAAGUUCUUGUUUUGUUCUGAUCAUUGAAAAUGUAUGCUGUGUGUGUAAAUAUAUAUCAACAACAUGCAGAUCUAUUAUUGCAAUAAAAAGCACAGAUGCACAUGAAAAAUAAA
Messenger RNA from Labrus bergylta (ballan wrasse), 3543 nucleotides. RefSeq names its product N-ethylmaleimide-sensitive factor a (gene nsfa). Lineage: Eukaryota; Metazoa; Chordata; Actinopteri; Labriformes; Labridae. Gene Ontology annotation, molecular function: ATP hydrolysis activity; ATP binding. Gene Ontology annotation, cellular component: Golgi stack. Gene Ontology annotation, biological process: intra-Golgi vesicle-mediated transport; SNARE complex disassembly; Golgi to plasma membrane protein transport. The record is from RefSeq and is a predicted model, not a curated record.